AUGGGGAUAAUCAUCCCAAUUUUUGUGUUGGUUUCAACGGUAGCAUUAACAUGGUUUCUUCUAAAGCAUAUGAGGAUGCGACAUAUCUUAAAGGUAAGAGAAAUUAUUUAAGAGAUUUUUGCAAAAUUCAAAAAUUUUCAGGAUAUUUGUCAACCUCGCUCAUAUCCAGUUGUCGGUCAUGGUUUGAUAACUCGACCAGAUCCAGAGGGAUUUAUGAAUCAAGUAAUUGGUAUGGGAUAUCUAUUUCCAGACCCAAGAAUGUGUUUAUUAUGGAUUGGACCAUUUCCAUGUCUCAUGUUAUAUUCCGCUGAAUUAGUCGAGCCAAUUUUGGCAUCCAGCAAACAUUUGAACAAAGGAUUUGCCUAUAAAUUAUUGGAACCAUGGCUAGGAUUGAGUAUUUUAACAAGUCAACGAGAACAAUGGCGACCAAAACGAAAAUUAUUGACACCAACUUUCCAUUAUGAUAUUCUCAAAGAUUUUCUUCCAAUUUUCAACGAACAAGCCAAAAUAAUGAUUCAAAAGAUGUGUUUAUAUGGUCCAACAGAUCCAGUUGAUAUUUUAUCAAUGGUCACAUUAUGCACAUUAGAUAUUAUUUGUGAAACUUCGAUGGGAAAAUCUGUGAAUGCGCAAUUAUCAAAAGAUAAUGAAUAUGUUUGGGCGGUUCAUACGAUUAAUGAUUUGAUACAGACGAGAACUAAGAAUCCACUUGUUUGGAAUAGUUGGGUUUAUAAACUGUAAGAUACUAAAGUUAUGUCUGAAUUAUAUUUUAAUGUUUUUCAGCACCGAAAAUGGCAAAACGCACGAAAAAUGUUUGCAAAUCCUCCAUAGUUUCACCAAAAAAGUCAUCGAUGAAAGAAAAGAAUCACUAGAAGAAUCAGAUUAUAAAAUCGAGAGUGGAAAACGAUUGGCAUUUUUGGACCUGCUUUUAGAUAUGGCGCAAAGUGGACAAAUUGCAAUGGAAGAUAUUCAAGCUGAAGUUGAUACAUUUAUGUUUGAGGGACACGAUACAACAUCAACUGGAUUGAUGUGGGCAUUGCAUUUGAUUGGAAAUCAUCCGGAAGUUAUGAGAAAAAUGCAAGAGGAAAUUGAUGAGGUUAUGGGGGAUGAUAUUGAUGUGACAACUGAACAUUUGGCUAGAUUGAAAUAUAUGGAAUGCGUGUUGAAGGUAAGUAACAUACAUGGCUCCCAAAACUGUGAGGGGGAAUAUGACAUUUGGAAAAAUUUUUGAGGGGAGGGGAUCAUUUUAGAAAUUUUGAAUUCACGCUCAAAUCAAAAUUUCGAUUUGGGCGGGUAGCUAAUGAAAAUUCCCGCUCGAAUCAAAAUUUUGGGGAGGAGGGAGAAUAUUACAUGAGGGGUCACCGAAUAAUUUUUUUCUGUAACUUUAACAGUUGAUUCUGAUUUUUUACAGUGGGAAAACUUUGUCACGUCAUAACUAUGUAUAUUUUGGGCAAGUUUUGCACCAUGGGGUUUUUGGAAUAAAUAUAUCUUGAGGUGUACAUUCAACUGCCAAACUUUGGGGGCAGUGCCAAAGUUACAUAAAAAAAUUUAUCAGAUAGUUUUUCCAGGAAUCGCUCCGUUUGCGUCCAUCAGUUCCAAUAAUAAUGCGUGAACUUGCAUCAGAUCAACAAAUUGGUGGAAUAAACAUUCCACACGGUGUCACAAUUCUCAUCAAUCAAUAUUUGGUUCAUCGCGAUCCAACACAAUGGAAAAAUCCCGAGAUUUUCGAUCCCGAUCGAUUUUUGCCCGAAAAUUCGGUUGGCCGCAAAUCAUUCGCAUUCAUUCCAUUUUCUGCCGGAAGUCGAAAUUGUAUUGGACAAAGAUUUGCGAUUUUGGAGGAGAAAGUGAUAAUGACACAUAUUUUGAGACAAUUUGAUGUGCAUUCGGUGGAGAAAAUGCACGAAUGUAAUCCGAAAAUGGAAAUUAUUAUGAGACCGGCUGAACCGAUACAUUUGUUGGUGAAAAGAAGACGACCAGUUGUUUCGUGGUAA
Messenger RNA from Caenorhabditis angaria, 1988 nucleotides. NCBI's taxonomy places the organism in Eukaryota, Metazoa, Nematoda, Chromadorea, Rhabditida, Rhabditidae. The record is from the annotation of a GenBank genome assembly.